GCGGCGGGGCGGGGGAGAGGCCGGGUCCCGGUGCCGCUCGGAGCGCCUUUCCCUCCCGCGGGCCGGUGCUUUAUAUUUUUAGGGGAGCUUUUUUUGGAGGAUGAAAUUAUCCAGAAAGAAAAUUGGUGUCUAAUUUGAGCUGAAAAUGGACGUCUGAGCGUCUCUGCCCUUCAUCAUCCUCACGCUGGUGAACUCCCCCUACAAGCGAGGCUUCUACUGCAACGAUGACUCCAUCCGCUACCCCUACAAGGCAGACACCAUCACCCACGGCCUCAUGGCCGGGGUCACCAUCAGCUGCACUGUUUUCAUUAUCUCAUCGGGGGAGGCCUACCUGGUCUACACCGAGCGUCUCUACUCCAAGUCAGAAUUCAACAAUUACCUGGCUGCCCUCUACAAGGUGGUUGGGACCUUUCUCUUCGGGGGGGCCAUCAGCCAGUCCCUGACUGACCUGGCCAAGUACAUGAUCGGCCGACUCCGGCCAAACUUCCUGGCUGUCUGCAACCCUGACUGGUCCAAGGUGAACUGCUCCAUCUAUGUGCAGCUGGAGAACGUCUGCCAGGGAGAGAGCAGGAAUGUCACCGAGUCCAGACUGUCCUUCUACUCGGGACACUCUUCCUUUGGGAUGUACUGCAUGAUGUUCCUGGCGCUCUACGUGCAGGCCCGCCUGGUGGGGAAGUGGGCCCGGCUGCUGCGUCCCACCAUCCAGUUCCUCCUCAUCGCCUUCGCCAUCUUCGUGGGCUACACGCGGGUGUCCGACUACAAGCACCACUGGAGCGACGUGCUGGUGGGGCUGCUGCAGGGCGCUCUCAUCGCCGUCCUCAUCGUCCACUACGUCUCCGACUUCUUCAAGCAGCGUCCCCCGCGGCAGCGCGAGGAGAAGGACCCGGAGCGCAAGCCCAGCCUGCCCCUCACCCUCAGCGACCCCGACCACAAUCACUACAGCUACCGGGGUGCCCCGUGAGCCCGGGUGCAGCCCUGCCCCUCGCCGUGCUCCGGGGACAGCUGGCUCUGUACUGACCGUGGGCUCUGGUGCCUCUGGCUGACACUGGCUGACAGCCCUGCCUGUCCCGCUCCCGCGGUGCCGCGGCGCCUGGCUCCCCGUGCCCGUGGUGCUGCCGCUGCCUGGUGAUGCCAGCGCCCUGCCCGUGGGGAGGGGAUGUCCUCCCCCACCGUGUCCUCCCCCCCUGUUUGUCCGAGUCACGCCCCAAGGCUGCCGUCCCAGCCCUUCGUGCGAGGGAGGGAGGGGAGGGCGGCACGUGGGGGUGGAUUUAUUGGGCUGGCAGAGCACACUGAGCCAAGAGCAAGCUCCUUGGGAAGGCUGAGGCUGCCUGGGCCGAGUGUGUGUUGUCCCUGUCAAAUUAUCCAGCCAUACAAGUACAAAUCCUCACAGGCGCAGAGGGAGCAGGACAGCUUCUGGGCUGGCUAGAGUGUUUUGGAAAGGAUUAAAGCAAUCCAGAGCUCUUCUCUGCUCCAUUGAUUACCUUUAAGAGCAGUCCUGCCCGCCAGCAGCUGCUGUGAGCAAAAGGUGCCUGGGCAGGCUCUUCUCUGGCUGUGCCCAGCUCUGCAGUGCUGGGAGCCAGAGCUGUUUGCCCCCUGCCUGCUUCAUGCCUGCCUUGGGCACGGGGCUGCUGCUCCAGCCUUUGUCCCUCCUGCAGCUUCAGCUGAUGCUUUAGGGUGUGUGGCGGGGCUAGGGAGACAUUUUCUGUGGUAAAGGAAAAUAAAUGGGGAUGUGGAGCUGUCCAAAUGUCCUGGGAAAGUGGGGGCAAUGGGUACAGAGCAGUCCCAUCACUGACACGUGGCUGCCUCCAGCACUGGAGUGCUGUGGGUCUCUUUUUAAAAUACAUGCAUUUUCAUUACGAUGUUGUUUUUAAAUUAGAUCAUCCUUAAAGAA
Messenger RNA from Passer domesticus (house sparrow), 1891 nucleotides. RefSeq names its product phospholipid phosphatase 2 (gene PLPP2). The coding region runs from base 275 to 961 and encodes 228 amino acids. The record is from RefSeq and is a predicted model, not a curated record. NCBI's taxonomy places the organism in Eukaryota, Metazoa, Chordata, Aves, Passeriformes, Passeridae. Gene Ontology annotation, biological process: signal transduction; phospholipid metabolic process; phospholipid dephosphorylation. Gene Ontology annotation, cellular component: plasma membrane. Gene Ontology annotation, molecular function: phosphatidate phosphatase activity. The transcript is spliced from 6 exons.